AUGUCCAAAAGCGAGUUAGCAUGUGUUUACGCUGCCUUGAUGUUAGCUGACGAUGAUAUCGACGUUACAGCUGACAAAAUAAAUACCAUCCUGAAGGCUGCAAACAUCAAGUUUGUUGAAUCGUAUCUUCCCAAUCUUUUUGCAACGGCUCUAAACGGGAAGAAUGUCAAAGAUCUGCUAAUGUCAUUGGGGUCUGCUGCACCUGCUUCUGCUGCCCCAAUGUCGGCACCAGCGGCAGUAGCCAACGGUGGUGCCGAAAAGGGCAAAGAACCUGCAAAAGAAGAAAAGAAACCAGUUUCAGAUGACGAUUCUGAUGAAUCGAUGGGCUUCGACUUGUUCGGUUGAUUUCAUCUUAUGUACAGAAUAUAUUGGAUACAUGCAUGA
Messenger RNA from Schistosoma haematobium, 384 nucleotides. RefSeq names its product 60S acidic ribosomal protein P1 (gene RPLP1). The transcript is spliced from 2 exons. The coding region runs from base 1 to 345 and encodes 114 amino acids. NCBI's taxonomy places the organism in Eukaryota, Metazoa, Platyhelminthes, Trematoda, Strigeidida, Schistosomatidae. Gene Ontology annotation, cellular component: ribosome; cytosolic large ribosomal subunit. The record is from RefSeq and is a predicted model, not a curated record. Gene Ontology annotation, molecular function: ribonucleoprotein complex binding; structural constituent of ribosome; protein kinase activator activity. Gene Ontology annotation, biological process: cytoplasmic translation; translational elongation.